AUGAGUUUCACCGAGUUUCAGAAUACUAUAAUCCAAAAAUUGGAAAUGCAACGCGUGAAACGGGUUGAGAAUUUAUUCUAUAGAAUUUUAAUUUCCGUGUUGCGGGAUGAUGUGAAGUACGAUUCCUUCGUCAUAGGCAGUGACGAAGAUUUGCAAGUUUUGUUCCAUUGUAGUCAGCAGUUUUCCAAGGUGAGGAGCCCUAAAAUAUUGGCCAAGUUUAUAGAUGUGGUCUGUAAUUCAGGAGGUUUGAACCAGAAUCCUCAACCUUCAGCAAUGGUUGCCUGCUCUAGUUCAAUGUCUGUUGGUAUCUCUUCAUCAUCUGUGCCCGUGAUUGGUGGAACAUUGAAUGAUGUGAAAGAUGUACUGCGGGAUGAUGAUGAUGAUGAUUUGGAGCUUGCAAUGAUUACUGAUGAUAGCGAUGAUGACAUAGUGAGGAGUAAUCCAGCUGGGGGUGGUAGAGCGGCUAGUUCAGAAACUCAACAUUUCCACCAGCGCAGAGGUAUUUGGGAGGUAAAACGGUACAAUAGACCUCAUACUUGUCUGACCACGUCGAUAUCGAGUGAUCAUAGGAUGCUUGAUUACCAUGUGAUCUCGGCCUUCAUACUGCCUAAGAUUAGAGUUGAUGCUGCCGUGUCAAUCAAGGUACUACUGAAUGCAACCGAGGCACAUUUCAGUUUUAGACCGACUUACAAGAGAAUUUGGUUGGCUAAGCAGAAGGUCGGAGCUCAGAUUUAUGGAGAUUGA
Messenger RNA from Arachis stenosperma, 744 nucleotides. RefSeq lists its product as uncharacterized. The coding region runs from base 1 to 744 and encodes 247 amino acids. The record is from RefSeq and is a predicted model, not a curated record. The transcript is spliced from 3 exons. NCBI's taxonomy places the organism in Eukaryota, Viridiplantae, Streptophyta, Magnoliopsida, Fabales, Fabaceae.